CCCCAUCACUUUGUAUAUAAAGCGAACAAAACAAAAACACAACGAAGAACAACUAAAAACCCGGCACUGUUGAAGUUCAGAGCAAAAUGCGUCUUGUCAACUGUGCAGUUUAUUUGAUAAGCUGCUUGUACUUUGGCCAUGCCAAAGCAGAAAGUGGCAACAGCAGCAAUGGGAAUGUACUGCCCGUGGUACUGUGGCACGGCAUGGGCGACACUUGUUGUUUCCCCUUCAGUCUGGGCUCCAUCAAGAAACUGAUCAUGGAGCAAACAAAUGUCAGCUAUGUGCGUUCCCUCGAAAUCGGUGCUAACAUUGUGCUGGACUAUGAAAGCGGCUUUUUCAUACAUCCCAACAAGCAGGUGGACUACGUCUGCAAACAGCUGGCCCAAGAUGAGCAACUCUCCAAUGGCUACAAUGCCAUUGGCUUCUCGCAGGGCGCUCAAUUCCUUCGAGCGGUGGCCCAACGCUGCCCCGUACCGCGAAUGCGAACGCUGAUCAGUUUGGGCGGACAGCAUCAGGGUGUCUUUGGCCUGCCCAAGUGUCCAACGCUGAGCGUCAGCAGCUGCGAGCACAUCACCCGACUCCUCAACUAUGCCGCCUACGAGAAAUGGGUACAAAAUGAUCUGGUCCAGGCCACAUAUUGGCACGAUCCUCUCGACGAGAGCAGCUAUCGGCUCAAGAGCAGUUUUCUGGCGGACAUCAACAAUGAGCUGUAUGUCAACGAAAGAUAUGCGGAGAAUCUCAACAAGCUGACAAGAUUUGUAAUGGUCAAGUUUCUCAACGACACCAUUGUGCAGCCGAAGGAGACGCAGUGGUUUGAGUUCUAUGCACCUGGCCAGGAUAAAACCAUAUUGCCGCUCAAUCAGAGCAAAGUUUUCAACAAUCUUGGACUGGAGCUAAUGAAUUUGCGUGGAAAACUGCAGUUUCUAAGCAUCGAAGGCGAUCAUCUGGCCAUACCCAAGGAGUGGUUUGUGAAGCAUCUGGUGCCACUGCUGCUGGAAUCAGACUAA
This is a messenger RNA of Drosophila grimshawi, 1007 nucleotides long. It is a transcript of the gene Ppt1, whose product is annotated as palmitoyl-protein thioesterase 1. The record is from RefSeq and is a predicted model, not a curated record. Gene Ontology annotation, biological process: protein depalmitoylation; receptor-mediated endocytosis. Lineage: Eukaryota; Metazoa; Arthropoda; Insecta; Diptera; Drosophilidae. Bases 87 to 1007 code for a protein of 306 amino acids. Gene Ontology annotation, molecular function: palmitoyl-(protein) hydrolase activity. Gene Ontology annotation, cellular component: lysosome. The transcript has 5 exons.